AUGAGCUCAAAUACACCACUAUUAGGCGGUAACCCCCGUGCUACUCCUGUUCGCUCCUAUGCUAGUCACGUCGUUCACGUUACAAAAGUUACAUUAGCUUCAUCUCCAGUCAAUUUCUUGUUGAUUUUUGCACCAUUAGGUAUCAUUGCUGGUAAAUUAGGAUGGUCUUCAAAUGCCAUCUUUGCCUUAAAUUUCCUUGCAAUUAUCCCAUUAGCAUCAUUACUGGCUUUUGCUACUGAAGAAUUGGCUAGUCAUGUUGGUGAAACCCUGGGUGGGUUAUUAAAUGCUACUUUUGGUAACGCGGUUGAACUGAUUGUUUCAAUUAUUGCAUUAAAAGAAAAUCAAGUUAGAAUUGUUCAAGCUUCAAUGCUUGGUUCAAUCUUAUCAAACUUAUUAUUAGUUUUGGGUUGUUGUUUCAUUGCUGGUGGUUGGAAUAGAUUACAACAAACUUUCAACCAAACCGUUGCUCAAACUAUGAGUUCAUUAUUGGCUUUAGCAACUGCUGGUCUUUUAAUUCCAGCAGCUUUCCAUGCUUCAAUUCCAAAAUCUGAACAAUAUCUAAAUGAUGAAAAAAUCUUGGCUUUAUCAAGAGGUGCUUCAAUUGUUUUAUUGGUUAUCUACGUUUUAUUUUUGGUUUUCCAAUUGAAAACUCAUAAACAAUUAUUUGAAGGCGCUAUUGAAGAAGAACAAUCAGAUGAUGUUGAAAGAGCUCAAAAUCAAAAUAUUGCAGCUGGUAGUAAAGAUGAAGAAGAAUCAUCAUUAUCAACUGUUUCUUCUUUAGUCUUGUUAUUUAUCCUAACUGUUGUUGUUUCUGUUUGUGCUGAUUACUUGGUUGGUUCAAUUGAUGACAUUGUUGAAACUUCAGGUCUUUCAAAAACUUUCAUUGGUUUAAUUGUCAUUCCAAUUGUUGGUAACGCUGCUGAACAUGUCACUGCAGUUGUUGUUGCAGUCAAAGAUAAAAUGGAUUUAGCCAUUGGUGUUGCUGUUGGUUCUUCAUUACAAAUUGCAUUAUUUGUUACUCCAUUUAUGGUUUUGGUCGGUUGGGCUAUUGAUGUCCCAAUGAGUUUAUAUUUCUCAACUUUUGAAACCGCUGUAUUAUUUAUCAGUGUUUUAAUUGCCAACUACUUGAUUUUGGAUGGUGAAUCCAAUUGGUUGGAAGGUGCGAUGUUGAUUGGUACUUAUGCUAUAGUCGCAUUAGCAUUCUUUUUCUUCCCAGAUACUCAAUUAUAA
This is a messenger RNA of Hansenula ciferrii, 1230 nucleotides long. It is a transcript of the gene VCX1, whose product is annotated as Vcx1p. The transcript has a single exon. Bases 1 to 1230 code for a protein of 409 amino acids. The record is from RefSeq and is a predicted model, not a curated record. Gene Ontology annotation, molecular function: calcium:proton antiporter activity. Lineage: Eukaryota; Fungi; Ascomycota; Saccharomycetes; Phaffomycetales; Wickerhamomycetaceae. Gene Ontology annotation, cellular component: fungal-type vacuole membrane. Gene Ontology annotation, biological process: calcium ion transmembrane transport; intracellular calcium ion homeostasis.